AUGUCCCAGCACAGCAUCCACGUAGAUCGCUGUUCCGCCGUCGACGGGGCACCCGACAGCAGACGAGAAAGCCGCGGUCACGACAGCGGCGAUACCAGAUGGCCCAUGACGGAACUGACGACGGUCAGCCGGUGGGAAAUUUUGAAAGAGCGGAUGCAGAUGCAGAUGUUGAAGUCUGCUGCAGGGUCUUCUUCUUUCAACAACCAGAAGCAAGAGGACGAUCAGCAGGCCCGUGAGAUUGUGGUUAAUUGUAUGAUCGACUCGUGGCCCGUCGUCGCAGCGGUAGAAACAGGUUAUACGGCUGACAAGGUCAAUUCAACCGUGGAUCUCGUCUUGGCAGCGAAGUGCAAACGCACGGAUGGAGUCAGUGAAUUUCAUGGCGAGGCCUCGGGGUUCUAUGACGGCAUUUGGGUAAUCGCCUUGCAGGCGCUUGGCCGCGACACGGCUGCUGUCGUCAGGCGGGCACACGGUCAUGAUGAAGUGGGACAGCCAAUGUGA
This is a messenger RNA of Grosmannia clavigera kw1407, 498 nucleotides long. RefSeq lists its product as uncharacterized. The coding region runs from base 1 to 498 and encodes 165 amino acids. The record is from RefSeq and is a predicted model, not a curated record. NCBI's taxonomy places the organism in Eukaryota, Fungi, Ascomycota, Sordariomycetes, Ophiostomatales, Ophiostomataceae. The transcript has 2 exons.